UGACAGAGGGAAAGACUACUCAUUAACUUUAUGUUUAAAGAAGUGGUUUGUCUUACCCCAGCCUUUUCCAAGGAAAGAAGCAUUUUUUAGCAAGAGGUUCCUUGUGGUGUGUGACCGCACGUUUUCAGUGUGAGCUUGCUAGCUUAAUGCAUCUGCUUUGCACUAGUGAGCUGACAGCAGUCCCAGGGCUUGUGUCCUCUUAUUGGGAGCAGCUGGCAAGACAGAAGAGCAAGAACUAGUAAGAUUACUACCACAACUGGUUUUGGCUCAGCAGAUCUACUGGCUUGUUUUAACUGCUGGGUGGGUUUACACUGGAGAUUACACUGCAGUGCUCUAUCUUAUUAAGGGAAGAUGUUUUGUCCAUUAAUCCAAUUAGCAUUGUAGGUUAAUAAGACCGUGUUUCCCGAAGCAGAGCAGUCUCACAAAUAACAUAAUUACACCUAAACUCAUAAGCAAUGCCAAUAACUGGAGUGGUAUUUCCCUGCAUAUUCUACUUAUUAUUUUCCUGCCUACUCUACUUACUUUGUCUUACAAGCAAGCUCUUGAGUUACACGACAACUUCUCAAUUAGGAAAUCACACCAAACAGCUAAAGGCGCUGAAAACAUUUACAUGUUGAUAAAAUUCCCUUUCUCCUCAAUAUAGGCAGAUGGGUUCCAGCCCAGGGUAACGUUUUCAGUACCAGAGAAACGUAUUCAGUUACGAAGGCAUGAAAAGUACGUAUUGUUGUUCUGUUAACUCUCCUGGCAAAGAGCAUUUUCUAAUCGGGGCCACUGCAAACUCAGCUGCAGGUCUGGGUGUUAGAACACUCAGCAACUCCAUUCUUCAGAUGUGUGCAGCUGUUGGCAUAUUUUCCUCUUUGGGAACACAUGAUCCUUAACUUCAGACAAUGCCCUUACGCUGCUGACACAGAAAACAGAAACUUGCAAAGAAAAAAAGAAACUAAACAAAGGGAACUAAUAUUUUCAGAAUAGCUCAACGUAUUGCAGCAGCAUUGUUCCCAUAAUAGCUUCUGCUUGGCAAUUACAGUAUGUGGAAUUCUGGCAGAAUGAAGCAUGCAGGGAGAGCAGCCCCACAGCUGCAGGAGGUGACGGAAAGCCGGAGCAGAUCCUGUCAGCCACCCAACUGAGCCGAGGGUACCCAAACUACAUUUCCCAGAGCUCCUGCUGGGGGAAGAGCGACUCAGUGUGGUCAGACAGCUGCUGUUUGCUCUGCUUGCUGGAGGAGCCGUGCUUCCAGCUGAGGUCAACAGCGGCCUUUCGGAGCUGUUUCCUGCUGCUGCAGACAGCACGCCUUCUGCUCCGAGCACAAAACAACUUCCCAUUGAUGGUGAUUAUGGCUGCGAUUUAUCUAGCAGCAUAUAGAAGAUCUGCUCUCUUCUGCAGGUCACAUUCCACCUACGUUAGAAAAAUGAGGUACUUGAAUAAGCUAAAGGAAGAUGACAGCUUGUGUAGACAAGCCCAGACCUCAGGAACUUUUUACAUCUUUCACAAUCUCUCACCCUUCCUGCAGAAAGUCGGGAAGAAAUAUUUGACACCACAGCUCAGUGCAGCAGAAAUGAAAAGGAUCCUGGAGAAAUUCAAAGAGACUGAACAGUGGAUAGAGAAGUCGGUGCUGAUCGGUUGUUCAGAUGAGCACGUACCACACUUUGCCCUGGAUUUAGCAGGAGCCUUGGAAAAAUCAGUCAUUGAGGCUGAGCUCAAGGGAUCGUUCACUGACUUACGAAAGGCUUUCUUUGUAGUGGAUGAGAAGGAUUCUUCUUUGCUGGCCUCGGCCCAGGCCCUUCUCCGGUGGCACGAUUCCCACCAGUACUGUAGCAAAACUGGGCAGCCAACUCAGAAAAACGUAGCUGGCAGCAAGCGCGUGUGCCACGCCAGUGGAAUAACUUAUUACCCACAGAUGUCUCCAGUAGUUAUCAUCUUGGUGUCUGACGGCAGCCGCUGCCUCCUCGCACGACAGGCCUCGUUUCCUCAGGGGAUGUACACUGCUCUGUCUGGCUUCUGUGACAUAGGCGAAGCCGUGGAGGAGGCAGCCCGGCGAGAAGUGGCAGAAGAGGUUGGCCUGGAGGUGGAGUCGCUCUGGUACUCAGCAUCCCAGCACUGGCCCUUCCCCAGCAGCUGCUUAAUGAUAGCUUGUCAUGCAUUGGUGAGGAGACAGCAGUUAGAGAUCAGUAUGAACAGCCUGGAGCUGGAGGAAGCCCGCUGGUUUGGCCUGGAGGAAAUCAUGGAGGGUCUCAAGCGAGAACCCAACUCUGCAAAGCAAGACAAUGGAAGGUUUUUACCCUGGUUCCCUCCCAAACAGGCCAUUGCUCACAAAUUGAUCAACGAGUGGGUUAAGCAGCAGACUUCCCAGUCAACUCAGGUGCUAUGAUUUCAUCAAGCCUAUACCUCUAGCAGGAUUAUUAACUCUUGACAUGAAAGCUUCCACAGCUGAAAUCUGUCGUACAGCAGGUGCAACCUGAUGGCAGUCCUACAUUUGGAUACAGCACCCUACACAUUUCUGAACUGAUCAUUCUCAGACAACUCCCUGCACAGUGGAUCACCUUUGAGAUCCAUCAACUUGUAGUAAACGUACAAUAAAAUUAUUUGUCCCAAAGCACAAAACUUUGUCAUCUGCUGCCGGUGUUGCCCAGUAAGCAACAGAACAAUGAGCCCAGUGCAGCUAUGACCCUCUUUUCUACAUUUUAUACAUCUAGAGGUUGUGAAGGAUAUUUGAACCCAUCAUUUUUUCAGAAAAAACGUUAAGGGAGUGAGGUCUUUUAGUGUUCACCUGUAUAUCAAUCUGGACUGACUAUCAAAGAAACAAUAGAAAGGCAAUGCCUGUAUGCUCUCCCCUUCUUCCAUUUCCCUUACCUUUAUGUCUUCCAAUUUCAUAUGAAUCUUUUUUUGCCCCAAAUGAUAAGCAUACUCCUCCUUCGAUGAUAUACGAAAGUAACUGAAACUACUUCUGGAGACACCGUUUUCGCUGCUAUACAGAACAUGACACUUCCAUCCUAAGUAAGAGAGAACAGAGCUACCUGGUGGUAGAGAGUGGAAGAGCAAAGCCUAUAUAUGAGCAUAUUAGAACCCAAAAAACCGAAAGGUGAUAUAAUAUUACCGAAAGAUGCGUCUCUCACCCUGUGCCAGAAGUCUAGCUUGCUUAGAGAACUGGUCUUGCUUUACUGGUGAAAUGGUAUCGUGUUUGCGGGGAGAGUGACAAAGAUUUAGGGAAAGAAAAGCAGAGAAGGCAGACGGAAGGAUCUGCUGCUUUUUUAGUCUCAGUCCUUCCUGCUUACUUGGCCAGAAUUCAAAUGUCAAGAUUGCUAAGCGAUCAGUACAGAUACUUGAAGGGGGAACAGGACAAAAAGUCGGUACAGAUUGGAGCAUUAUUGGUGCCUCCCCUCCAGCCCAGCCAGACCUUUAGAUGAACUCACGCACAACUGAGCUGCAACUCUCCUGCUUCCAGUUUCCUUUGAAAUGUGCCUCUCGGCCUCUUUGUGGCGGUUGCUCCCGUUUUCUCUCCCAUCAUUUUAAUGCUCCAUUUUUCUCUUCCUCUCUCAUCUCUGGAACGUGCCACUUCCACUUUCAGCUCCACUCCUUUCUUCCUCUUACCUGCAAUGAGAACACUGUAGAGUUAGACCCCAGCCCGAAGGAUAUUUGUGCUUCUUACACCCCUUCCGCAUUCUUCUUAACCUCCAUACCUCGCUGCAUGCACUUCCAUAACAUGACCCAGGCUUGCUUCCAGAUUACAAACUCAGUUUGGUGUGCUCAGUGCUUUCUGAAUAUCCGCACAGGAUCUGCUCUCUGCGCUAGAAAGAGAACUAAGAAGAAAAAGGGGCAAAAGGUAAUAUACCUGAAGGAGCAAAGGAACGGCUGUGCGACUUGUGCAGCAACUUGAACUCUGUGAGUAUGCAACUGUUCUUCUACUUCACAGUAUAUAUCCAUCAAACCAGCUGCAGCAUGACCAGAAUUUGACAUCGGAAAAAACUGACCUCUGUUUGCUGCGAAAUACUGGCUUACUACUUAGCAAGUGAUGCUUUUUACUCUGUCAGGCAGGCAGGCAGCAGGCUCCAACUGAAAGAACCAACAUCAGCUCCUUCAGAACUGUCCCCUCCGCAUUGCUGAUACACAGCUGACUUGGCAGGACGUCCCUGUGGGGUGAUGCGAGCUGAUGGGCUGCCCAGGCUGAGGCUGACACUGACAGACUUUAGGACAGCAAUAAGAGCUGCAGCUCUGUAUGUAUUCAGAGUGUAACGGGUUUUUAAAGGGCUUCACAUUUGAUACCACUUUUUAAAAAUUCCUUAACCCGUGCUCUUGGCAUCCCUCCCCAGUUAUUUAUAUUGUGGCAUUCACAGGGAAGCACUGCUGAAAUGAAACCGGCAGCCCAGCCUGCAGCUGCCAUUUAGAACAUAUUCACCUUGGCUUACUAACAGAUGGCAAGCAGCUGUGCGAGGGUAAAAACACCUGCCAGAUGUCAUUCAUGCAACACGAUGCUAAGUAAACGCGCAUCAGACCAGGACAAGAGCAGUUUUGCAGCUUUAUCUAAGAGAAGCUGAUGGUUAUUUGUGUCACAGGAACACAGCAAAAGCAAAGAGCAAACACAAAUUCAGCCUCACUGGUCUGUCUGAGCUACAAAAACCUAGAGAGGUUUUAUGAGUGAAUCUACAUACGCCUCCAGUCACAAGAGGUUUGCAGCAGCGAUCUGCAGGAAAUAUGAUAGUUAAACAUGGAUGUUGUCAGUACGCAGCCUGCAGAAUUCCACAGCCAAAUCAUAUCCCACUUCACAACCAAACUAGGAGCGUCAAAGCAAGUGCUACUGCAGAAAAAUAAACCGUAAGAAAGUGACAGGAAAGACCGACGGCAGAGAGCAGCAAUAAAACUGCGUCAUCUCUUAAAUUCUCAGCCAUCAGUAUUAACAGUCAAAGGGGCAUCGUUUCAUUGAACAUUUAAUCCUUCAUCAGCCCUAUAACUAUAAUGUCCUUAUAACUGCAGGUACAGUUAAUAACCUUCACCAAGUUAAAAACAUCAGGGCUAUGCUAACUUAGAUUAGCACAGCUGCCAUCCUUGGUUUUCAUUCCUCCUUUUACCCUAACAAAAACACCUGUCCGGGAAAUAUUUCAGCCUGGCACCUGAAUCCACAACACUGCAUGUCACAGGACAGUUUCCUAGCCUGGAAGCACAGCCAGCAUGUAUUCCUACACCUGUUUAUGGUUUCUGUCUUACCUCAACAGAACAGCUCAUCUAUAUUUUACUGUAUGAUUACAUACAAAAGAUAAGCUGAAACCACAACGGCAACUAUGGUUUUGCUAUUGAGUUUAUUAUCAUCAGCACCUGGAAUCCAUAAUAGGAAAUCUCACCCAUCCAUACAAGGCAGUAAUCUUGACGGUGGCUGAGAGCACACUCUACGCACAUCAACCAUCAACCAAAGCUUCCUUCAUGCUCCCGAUUCUUCAUAUUCUUGAGCAGUUCACUGAUUUUUUUUUUAAGCAGCUUUGUAUCUGCUUGUUUACCCCAAGAAUUCCAACAAUCCUCCACAAUGGUAUUUUUUGUAGAGGAAUAAAAUAAAGUUGGAGGAAGAGAUACAUUUUCAUCUCAGACCCGCCAGAACAGAUGCACUUGCGUUCCGUUCCAAGAAAGAAAUGCCAAGGGGGAGGAGCAGAUGUUGCUGCAGCCUCUGCAGCAUCCCACGGGACCCUGAGGUGGUACAAAGGGCCUGCUCUGACUCCUGCUGUUAUUGAAAAUGAACUCCAGUUUCUCAAGUUACAUAAAUAGCUGCAGCAGGUACAUAAAUAGCUGCAGCAGGAGCUGUGCAAAUAUUCGUAAAAAUUGCUUGUCCGCUAUUGCAAGUAAUGCUUGUUCUGGAGGUAAUUGUUAUUCUUAUUUUACAAGGAAAGAAAAGGAGAAAAGUCCUACGCAGGGUGGCAAUCCCUCACGGCAAAAGGGGAGGCUGCCAUCUGCUUACUUAUACAACAAGGAUUCUGAUAACAAUUUGCAGGCACAGAGACUCCAAGUAGCAGGCAACACCACCAAAGCUGCAUUUGCACAGAGCUAGCUACGCUUAAACACUGCUCCUCUUGAACAGCACCUCCUCCCCAGUGACCAGAAAGGAGCUGAACUCACACUGACAACGUUGCAGGCCUGUGGGCUGCCGACUUCUGAGCUUAACUGCACAACCCCUGCUAACAGCGAUUAGUUAGAGGUUCUCUUUCUUCAGUUCCCGCCUACUCCAUAGAGCUGACCAGGGGAAAAAAGUGGCAGCUGCCAAACUAUCCAGGUGUUCCAGAGAAUCUAAACAAGUUCAAGAUCUCUAGCAUCUCAUGGGAGUGAUUUCCAUCUGUUAUACUGAAGAGGAAAGAUCAGUUAAUCAUCUUCUUGCUUGCAGCAUACCAGUCAACAACCACUCCAUUCAGAACCCAGGCUCCGGGGAUUAUGCCACGAACAAGAAAACUGCAUUUCUGGGAAGGGUUAGAAGUCCUGGGAUAAGCAAAACAAUGUACAAACAUUGGAUGCUCAAGUGAGCAAAGUGAAUAGUUAGUUGGAACAAAGUACUAGUUCAUAAUAUUCAUAAUUCCAUUUGAUUGAGAAAGCCGUUGAAAGGGAAACAUGCUGCACUUGUCUUCCCUAAUUAAUUCCAUCAGGAUUCCUUUGCUGAAAAUUCUCUUGCAAAAUUAAAAGCAGAAACUCCUCGUGCGCUACUUCAGAGCAGUGCAAGAGGCAGCGUGCAAGUGCUGAUUCUUAGAUGGCAAAUUCUCCAGUGAGUAGAUCUGUAGUACUGAAGGGCUCCACCAGGAAGCUGCUAAACAAAUGGAUGGAGUUGGAGUAAAUGCCACCUGACAGAAGUAACACAGUCUGGUUGAUAAAAGUCUCAUUACCCAAGAAACAAGAUCAGCUGGAGUGCCUCCGAAAGAGCCACUUUGUUCUGAACUUGCUCAGGUUACGUUUUUCAGAUAACGCUUUUGAAGAGUCCUGACAUUUUUUGACCUGUACGAUGCAGGCCAUGGGCAACUCAAACUCUCAAGUCCAAGCACAUUUGUGAAAAUAUUUAAGUUUAUCUAACAACUCAAUGGAAAAUGUUAGCUAGCUUCCUUAAUUAUGCUGCCUAUUAAAACGUAAAUCCUUUCUACUGUCGAAGAAGGUCUGUUUUCCAGCACUAACUGCUGGUUAUCCUUACCUGCUAGAUGCAAGAAUUGUUUCUCAGUUUCUGGAUUUCAGCAUAGGUUUGUCUAACCCCCAUUGCACCUCACCACUCUGCAAUCCAGACUCCUCAAACUUCAGUAGCAUCAUUGUAGCACCUCAUUCUUACACAACAUCAACAGAUGCCAAAUACAGAGACGUCACAGCCACUGCACUCCUUGUUCACACUCAUUUCAUUCACAUAUAGUCUCCACGUUUUUCAUUUGUACUCAAACAUCUUACAAGAUAUUCCUCAUUUACAAAACAGAGAGGCCCAACCCAACAAACAGUAGAAAAGCAACCAAACCAACAAGAAAUAGAAAAAAAAACUUGUGAAAACCACCAUAGUACGGAGUAGUUGAAAAGUCAGCAAGCAUUCGAUGUAAGUUGUGACGGGCUCUUGAAUUUCAGUGGACCGAUGGCAGUGUAUUACUUUCAGAAAAGUUUUUGUAAUUUAUUGCAAACUUUGUUGGCACAGCAGUUAGGUAAUGAUACCUGCCAUUGUGUUCCUGAGUAUGUUCCAAAAAAGCUCACCAGCAACAGAAGCUCAGCCACCGAGCUUCUCUUCUGCCUGCUCAGACAUUUGACUAGUUGCAUGGAAGGAAAAAUAGAAAAGAUAUGGAAAAGUCCAAUGAAUCCAGCAGAUCUGCCUUCUUGCUCUCUACAGAUCAAGAAUUGCUAUAUAUUUUCUUCCAUAUUUACCUGGUUAAAACGAAGUCUUUGUAUCCAGAGUAGAUUAUUCAUUCCAUGUGAAAGCACCUCCAGGUCAUAUUUUCUGGAAACCACAAAACCAAACAGUUCAGACUGAGCUCAUCUACUACUGUCACCCAAUCGGUCAUAAUGGAAUCCAAAAAAA
This is a messenger RNA of Meleagris gallopavo (turkey), 8005 nucleotides long. NCBI's taxonomy places the organism in Eukaryota, Metazoa, Chordata, Aves, Galliformes, Phasianidae. The record is from RefSeq and is a predicted model, not a curated record.